Molecule: messenger RNA, 1427 nt
Organism: Rubroshorea leprosula
Lineage: Eukaryota; Viridiplantae; Streptophyta; Magnoliopsida; Malvales; Dipterocarpaceae
Source: the annotation of a GenBank genome assembly
UACAAAACAAACUCAAUUUGGUACUUAUAUAUUAAUAUUGCACACACACACACUGUCUCUAGGCCUUUUCUAUAUUUUGGUUCACAAUCUCUUCCCUUUUCUCGUUUCUCUUAAAUGCCAGAAAACAUGAGUAUAUCUGUGAAUGGGCAAUCCCAAGUCCCUCCCGGAUUCCGAUUUCAUCCUACUGAAGAGGAGCUCCUCCAGUAUUACUUGAGAAAGAAGGUCUCUUACGAGAAGAUCGAUUUAGAUGUCAUUCGUGAUGUUGAUCUUAAUAAGCUCGAGCCAUGGGAUAUCCAAGAGAGGUGCAAAAUUGGAACAACUCCACAGAAUGAUUGGUACUUCUUCAGCCACAAAGACAAGAAGUAUCCAACAGGGACUCGCACGAAUCGUGCCACCGCCGCUGGGUUCUGGAAGGCCACCGGCCGUGACAAGGUCAUCUAUAGCAACGGCAGGCGCAUUGGAAUGAGGAAAACUUUGGUGUUUUACAAAGGAAGAGCUCCUCAUGGACAAAAGUCCGAUUGGAUCAUGCACGAAUAUAGACUAGAUGAUAACACCGUUGACUCCAAUGUCUCUGUCUCGGUCUCGAACACGAUUGUUGGGGAAGGAAACCAAGAAGAAGGAUGGGUGGUUUGUCGUAUCUUCAAGAAGAAAAAUUUCCACAAAACCCUAGACAGUCCGAUGCGUUCGUCUAUUAUUACUGCAGAAACCGGGAGCCAGAUGUUGAGUUCAUGCAACGAAGGAGCACUAGAGCAAGUGUUUCAAUACAUGGGAAGAGUUUGCAAAGAAGAUUAUUCCGAUGAAAACAACACUAUGCCGAGAUUCCUCCGGACAAUUGAUACAGCUGGAUACCACGAUGGAAGUUUCAUGAAACUUCCAAGCCUCGAGAGCCCCAACUCCACCCGCAGCCAGAACUGUUACCGGCCAGUGAUUGCAGACCACAAUGACGUCGGUCCAAGCUCGAACCAGGUGAGUAACGAUCCCAACUUGGCUUACCACAUCGACUCGGGUCUCACCAAUUGGGCCGUGCUGGACCGUUUGGUGGCCUCCCAACUGAACGGCCAGACAGAGAGUUCAAGGCAACUGGUCAGCUUCAGUACCGACCCCAGCAUGUCCUACUUCGGCCCCACCGAUCAUCAUGAACUCCAAUUACCAACCGUUGGAUCAUCAUCAUCAAACCACGGAAAUUCUCAAGAGUACAACAGUGAAAUAGAGCUGUGGAAUUUCACCAGAUCAUCAUCAUCCAUGUCAUCAUCCGACUCAUUAGGCCACGUGGUGAUGAAUGGUGCUGGGGCAUAACGGAAUCGACCCCCUUAUUAUAUAUAUAAUAAUCAUAUAUAUACUUUAAUUAGUUCCUAAAGUCAGAAGGCUAUUAUUAUAUUAGUGGUUAUGUGAUUAAAAACAUAAUUAAAUAAAGUGAUGAAGUUAAU